Molecule: messenger RNA, 2357 nt
Organism: Oxyura jamaicensis (ruddy duck)
Lineage: Eukaryota; Metazoa; Chordata; Aves; Anseriformes; Anatidae
Gene: HOXD10
Product: homeobox D10
Exons: 2
Coding region: 168-1187 (339 amino acids)
Biological process (GO): regulation of transcription by RNA polymerase II
Cellular component (GO): nucleus
Molecular function (GO): DNA-binding transcription factor activity, RNA polymerase II-specific; RNA polymerase II cis-regulatory region sequence-specific DNA binding
Source: RefSeq, a predicted model, not a curated record
GGCGGGGCGCGUCAGCGGCGGGGCGGCGGGGCGCGGGGCGGCGGGCGCUGCCAUUGGCCCGGCUGUCAUGUGGUCGCGCGGAGGCAUCGGCGCUUCCCCGGGAAUGUUUUCCUCGAGAUGUCAGCCUGCAAGGGACACAAGCUCUCUUCCUCAAAUUCCUGCCCAAAAUGUCCUUCCCCAACAGCUCUCCUGCCGCUAAUACUUUUUUAGUAGACUCUCUCAUCAGUGCGUGCAGGAGUGACAGUUUCUACUCCAACAGCGCCAGCAUGUAUAUGCCACCUAGCACAGACAUUGGGACUUAUGGGAUGCAAACCUGUGGACUCCUACCGUCUCUGGCUAAAAGAGAAGUUAAUCACCAAAAUAUGGGUAUGAAUGUACAUCCUUAUAUACCUCAAGUAGACAGUUGGACAGACCCGAACAGAUCUUGUCGAAUAGAGCAACCUGUUACACAGCAGGUCCCCACUUGUUCCUUCACUACAAAUAUUAAAGAAGAAAGCAAUUGCUGCAUGUAUUCCGAUAAGAGAACCAAACUCAUUUCUUCAGACGUCCCUUCCUACCAGAGGCUGGUGUCUGAAUCAUGCCCCAUUGAGAACCCCGAGGUUCCCGUCCCAGGAUAUUUUAGACUGAGCCAGACCUACGCCACUGGGAAAACCCAAGAGUACAAUAAUAGCCCCGAAACGAGUUCAACUGUAAUGUUACAGUUAAACCCUCGCGGCAGCUCCAAACCGCAGAUAUCUUCUCAACUUCAGAUGGAAAAGAAAAUGAAUGAAAACCCGAACAACCAAGACAGCGCAGCUAAAGUCUCUCAAGUGGAAAGUCCCGAGCCCAAGUCCACGUUGCAAGACGAGAGGAGCUGCCUGCCCGAAGGCUCCGUGUCCAGCCCAGAAGUCCAGGAGAAGGAGAGUAAAGAGGAAAUCAAGUCUGAUACUCCAACAAGCAAUUGGCUAACUGCAAAGAGUGGCAGAAAGAAGAGGUGUCCUUACACUAAGCACCAAACACUGGAAUUAGAGAAAGAGUUCUUAUUCAAUAUGUAUCUCACUCGAGAGCGCCGCCUAGAGAUCAGUAAGAGCGUAAACCUCACUGACAGGCAGGUCAAGAUUUGGUUUCAAAACCGCAGAAUGAAGCUCAAGAAGAUGAGCAGGGAGAACCGAAUCCGAGAACUGACCGCUAAUCUGACCUUCUCUUAAAGCCUAACCCUGGGGGUGGAAACAGUGAGAAAUGGGCACAGCACCACCAGUUGCUAAAUGCAGGAGAGACUGUGGCAGAACCCGUCAUUUUCCUUUUUUUUUUUUUUCCUUUUUUUUUUUUUUUUUUUUUUUUUUCUGGUAGAAUGUGACUCUUCGUCCUUCUUUUAGCGCUGCAAGUGAAUAUGUAUUACUAUGACGAGUAUAUAUAAAACCUAGCACGUGUAAUUUAUUUUUGUUCUCAUCGUAAUGCAGGGUAACUAUUAUUGAAUAUUAUCAUUUGGUCUUAACUUAUUGGAACUGUCGAACAUCCAAGCAAUGUGACUUUUUCAUGUUUUUACUAACAAAAUGGUAUUUAUGUGGGGCUGUUACACGGGCCAUAACAUUUUGCGUACAUUCAAUACUUUAAGAAAAAAGGGGGAAAAACUUUGGGGGCGGGGGGAAAGAGAAGCACAUUAUAAUGUAACUAUCCUCGCAAAUGAACUUUGAGAUUGUCCUUCGUAAAAUGGAAUAUUUCAUUCUUCUCCAUUGUAGACAUUUUCUUGUGGUGCAUAUGUGGAAUAGUAGUCGUUCAGCAGCAAUAUGUCCUUCUUGUGCAUGUUCUGUUCGCAUGUAUAAUGCAAUAAACUCUGUAAACUACUGCGGUUCCUUUGGUUUUCUACAAACGUUUGAAGUACGGCUGCAGGUUGGUUUCCUGAUCUUUCCUUAUCAGCAGCUCUUUGGACUGAUGUACCUUCUCGCCUUCUUGUCCAUUUUCUGGUCUUUGUGUGUGUCUGCCUGCUUUCCUUUCUUUCUUUUUCCCUUUUUCUUUCUUUCUUUUCUUUUUUUUCCCUUCUCCCUUCUUUUUAGAGGUGGGGUGGAGACAGGGGCGGGAAAUGAUGUAAAGCUAAUUUAUUUAUAAUUGUGUCUGUAAACAAAUGAUUAAUUGAUAAAAUAUUGUGUGAUGUUCGCAGUCUAACAAACUGAAUGCAAAAAAAAAAAAAAAAAAGGAGAGACAGAAAAAAAAAAAAAGUAGUAAAAUAUUAUGACCUAAACUGGACAUCCUCAUCCAAUCAACUCAUAAAUGGUAAGUGAUAAAAAAUCUUUCUACUACAAGCUGUCAGCAAUAUGUGUGUCAUUUUAUUUGACGUUCCUAUGUUGAUUUAAAAAAUAACAGUCACUGCCUGCUUACAA